UUGCGGAGACUGAGGGCGGGGUGCGGGGCGCAGGCAAGCAGCAGAUCCUCCGCAGCUCCCAGGCCGGGGGAUACUCAAAGCUGGAGCGAAGCAGCCGAGGUCCCCGCGGCACUGCUUGCCCGGGUCGGCGCUCACGGCCCUCCCCCAGCUCUCUUCGCGCCCCACCCCCGACCCCUCCGAGCUCCCGGGCGCCGCACCGCUCCCCACCUCCGCUCGCGCGGCCCUCCAGUCGGCGUUCCCGGGCCCGCUCGGCGUUCGGCGCCCUCCCCGCGCGCAGCCCCUAGCGGCGCGUCACUGCGAGGCCGGCCUCCGCGCACCUCCCUCCUCCUCCUCCCCCUCCUCCUCCUCUCCCGCAAGACGCGAUCCAGGUUGGGGAGGCGGGGAAGCAGCCGGAGCGCGACAGCCGCGGCAGCCACUCUGCAGCCGCCCGACGGAGGCGCGGUCCCUAGGCCCUGGUGCCCGGGCGGGCCCCUGGGGGAGUGGGUGCCGCCGCCAGGCUCACCCCAGCCCGGCGUGGGGGGCGCAGAGGAUUUCUCUGGUGAUCUUGAAAGAGCCCGUAUCAUGGAAUCGAUCUCUAUGAUGGGAAGCCCUAAGAACCUUAGCGAAACUUUUUUGCCAAAUGGCAUAAAUGGUAUCAAAGAUGCAAGGAAGGUCACUGUGGGUGUAAUUGGAAGUGGGGAUUUUGCCAAAUCGCUGACGAUUCGACUUAUAAGGUGUGGCUAUCAUGUGGUUAUAGGAAGUAGAAAUCCCAAGUUUGCUUCCGAAUUUUUCCCUCAUGUGGUUGAUGUCACUCAUCAUGAAGAUGCUCUCACAAAAACAAAUAUAAUAUUUGUUGCUAUACAUAGAGAACAUUACACCUCCCUUUGGGACCUGAGACAUCUGCUUGUGGGUAAAAUCCUGAUUGAUGUGAGCAAUAACAUGAGGAUAAACCAAUACCCAGAAUCCAAUGCUGAAUAUUUGGCUUCAUUAUUCCCGGAUUCCCUGAUUGUCAAAGGCUUUAAUGUUGUCUCGGCUUGGGCACUUCAGUUAGGACCUAAGGACGCCAGCCGGCAGGUCUAUAUAUGCAGCAACAAUAUUCAAGCUCGACAACAGGUUAUUGAACUUGCCCGCCAGCUGAAUUUCAUUCCUGUUGACUUGGGAUCAUUAUCAUCAGCCAGGGAGAUUGAAAAUUUACCCCUGCGACUCUUUACUCUCUGGAGAGGGCCAGUGGUGGUCGCCAUAAGCCUAGCCACGUUUUUCUUUCUUUAUUCCUUCGUCAGAGAUGUGAUACAUCCAUAUGCUAGAAACCAGCAGAGUGAUUUUUACAAGAUUCCUAUUGAGAUUGUGAAUAAAACCUUGCCCAUAGUUGCAAUUACUUUGCUGUCCCUGGUAUACCUAGCAGGUCUCCUGGGAGCUGCUUAUCAGCUUUAUUAUGGCACCAAGUAUAGGAAAUUUCCGCCUUGGUUGGAGACCUGGUUACAGUGCAGAAAGCAGCUUGGAUUACUAAGUUUUUUCUUCGCUUCGGUCCAUGUUGCCUACAGCCUCUGCUUACCAAUGAGAAGGUCAGAGAGAUACUUGUUUCUCAACAUGGCUUAUCAGCAGGUUCAUGCAAAUAUUGAAAACUCUUGGAACGAGGAAGAAGUUUGGAGAAUUGAAAUGUAUAUCUCCUUUGGCAUAAUGAGCCUUGGCUUACUGUCCCUCCUGGCAGUCACCUCUAUCCCGUCAGUGAGCAAUGCUUUAAACUGGAGGGAAUUCAGUUUUAUUCAGUCUACACUUGGAUAUGUCGCUCUGCUCAUAAGUACUUUCCAUGUUUUAAUUUAUGGAUGGAAACGAGCUUUUGAAGAAGAGUACUACCGGUUUUACACCCCACCAAACUUCGUUCUUGCUCUUGUUUUGCCCUCAAUUGUAAUUCUGGGUAAGAUCAUUUUACUCCUUCCAUGUGUAAGCCGAAAGCUAAAGAGAAUUAAAAAAGGUUGGGAAAAAAGCCAAUUUCUAGAAGAAGGUAUUGGAGGAGCAGUCCCUCAUCUCUCACCGGAGAGGGUUACAGUAAUGUGAUGAUAAAUGGUGCUCAUUGAUGCCAUGUAGAGUUCCACUCAUGCCAUUGUUUUUAUGACUUUCUUUAUGUCAUUUGCAAGUGCACUGUCAAAUUGAUGUGGGCUGAAAUCUGUCCAGUAAGAUCUCAACCAAAUUAGUGGUAGGAGUUUCUUGAAAUUAAUUUUCACAGAUGUCAUAUUUUGGCAAUGUGAAUUUUUGUUGUCAACUUGUCCAUUUUGUUUUGCACAACCAUAACACUCCUGUCAUUUUAACAAACUGUAUUCCAUAAUCAGGCAAAGAUAUUUCUGGUUAAUAAUAUAGAUACAACAUAAUGUUAAAAAGAAAACCAGCAGAAUUUUAAGUUUUAGUAUAAUUUAAUGGAUAUAUAUUUUUUUUUCUGAAGCUUACUUAAGGUUUUAAUUGUUAUCCAGCUCAAGAAAUAGAAAUGCAUAAUCACACAUUAACUUUAAGAAAGGUCACAUUACAUUAGCAUCUAGGCAGGGGUAAAUGGUAACAUUCCUAUAUUUUUCUCAUAAGAUCGAUUUUGAAGAAUGUAAUUGUAUGAACCAGUGUGAUCUGUGAACAAACACAAAUUAAAAAAAAUAGAAUCUGAUAUUUGAAAUGCAAUGGAGACAUGAAAUGCAUACUGAUAAUAUGUACCUCAUGAAAGAUUUUAUUCCUUAUCUUGUUACAGAGCAGUUUCAUUUGCCUGUUAUUAUGUUGGUUAGGGAGAAGACCAUGAUAUUUGGCUUCCAAAAGUGAUUUUUCUAAUGUGGUACCAAGCCUGGGAAUCUUACAGUUGUUUUCACUUAGAGGGAAGGUGUGAAGUUUACCCACCAAUAGUUGUUUGUCAGCUGAUCUACGUUGUUGCACGUUGGUCAGACCCCACUUUUAUCUGCUAUAAGAUUUUACUGACAUUCGCUGAGGGAUGGUAACAUGCCAGGCACUGUUCUAAACAACUUUACUUAUAUUAUCCCAUGUUGAUAUUUACAACAACUCCACGACAGAGGUAGUUACUAUUCUCAUUUUACGUAUGAGAAAACAGAAGGAUAGAAGAGUAAUUUGCCCAAGGUCAUGCAGUUAGUAAGAGGCAGAGCCAGCAUGCAAGUCGAGGCAGUCCCAUUUCAGAGGCUCCAGUUUUAACCACCAGGCUGAUGGUCCCUGCUCCAUCCCCAUGCGUUACCAUCAUGAUGCCAAUCUGGAUGCUUCCUCUUUGGUCAGUAAAGGCAUUGACAUUCUUUACAGUGUGUUGUGGGUAUCAAAAAUUUAUGAAAAUAUUACAGUCAUAAAUUUAUGAUUGCUUGUGGGAUAAACUACAGUUCCUUACCUUGCAAGAGGAUCUUGUCUGGGACAUGACCUUGGAGACCCAUGGUGGUCCAAUAUGAUUCCCUAUGCAGUGAGGGACUCCAGCAGAGAUAGGACCAUAGCAGUUUUAAUGAAUGGCUGAGGUCCUACAGAAUCUUUAAAAAUCCCUGUAGAAUUUUUUCUCUUCCUGAGAAGUCCUCCUGCCUGUUCAACCGUUCAUUAGGGAGCAGUUUGCAAGCAUUAAGGAUAUUAAGAAAAGUGGUUAGGGGCGCCUGGGUGGCUCAGUCAUUAAGCGUCUGCCUUCUGCUCAGGUCGUGAUCCCAGGGUCCUGGGAUCGAGCCCCGCAUCGGGCUCCCUGCUCCGCGGGAGGCCUGCUUCUCCCUCUCCCACUCCCCCUGCUUGUGUUCCCUCUUUCACUGUGUCUCUUGUCAAAUAAAUAAAUAAAAUAUUUAAAAAAGUGGUUAAUUAUAAAUCUCUAGAGAUAUAAUAAUCAUACAUAUUAUUCAUAAAAUUUUUUAGUGCUGACAUUCCACAUUAAAAUUGCAUUUUGUUCAAACCUUGAUUAGAAUGCCCGACAUUUUUUUCCCAUUUGUUCUUUCCUUAUUAAACUAGAAAGUUGCAGAUAAGAUACAAGUAUAUGCAUUAUGUAAUUAUAUAUCCUGAAAUUAUAACUUUUCUAAACUUACCCACUGAGGUACUACUGAAUCCAGCCAAAAUAAAAGGAGUUUUGGUGUGGGGGCAGAGGGAGAGAGAGAAUCUUAAGCAGGCUGCUCACCCAGGGGCCCAAUGGGGGGCUUGAUCUCAUGACCUGAGCCAAGAUCAGGAGUCGGACAACUAACCAAGUGAGCCACCCAGGCAUCCAUAGAAGGAGUUUUAUCUAGUUGGAAGCUACCUUCCCCACCAUUGGCUCUUUCCCUACUGCUGCACCCUGUCCAUUUGGUAAAUCACUCAUGAGUCUCUGGUGUUCUCUUCUUGGUGAAUUUAAGUAUCUUGUACUUCUUAAUUGAGCUCUCCAUUUUCUUUAUUUUAAUUCUGUUCUUUCCCUCUUGAUAAUCACUUACUUGCUAGUUUUUAGUAGGAAUUCAGUUGGGUGAUAACUUUUAAAGGGAAAUACCCAUAAACUGUUGUAGGGCAUUACUGAAGUUAACAGCAUAUUUUCAAUAUUUGCUCCUCAAGUUUCACUCUCAAGACCAUGCUUUCACCAGUUAAUGUGAAAAUACAAUGAAAUAUUCUUAAAAGUUAGAUGACUAUUGAAUUAUAUUGUUGCAUGUGUAUAUUAAGUAGCCAAUAAUAUAAAUAACAUCACUACUACAGAUAAAUGGGGCCUUUGAAAAUGUGAAAAUAAAAACAAAAUUUAUGAAAAUGUAUAUAGGAUGAAGCUUUUGUUUCAAAUGAUAAUAUCUCCUUUUUAGUACUACAAAGAUGAAAUAAUUUUGAAGUUUUAGAAUAAAUGUAAUAUAUUCAUUAUAAUUCUAAAUGUUUAAAAGCCUUUCUAAAAAUACAGAAAUAUUGACUUUUAUUUAUUUGACUUUUAUUGCUUUAUUUUACCAUUUUCUACCAGAUUAUUUUUCUUAGUCAUUAUUUCUCGUAAUCACUUUUUUUUAAGUCAUUACUCUGGCCUCAGAAGUAGGACUGAAUUCUGCUCUUGCUAGGUGUGAGAAGGUGGUGGGAACUUUCAAGUAGUGCAGUUUGUUUCCUGAUGUGUAUUAUGAGAAGUGCCCCUGAGAAAAUUAUAAGAAUGUAGAAAAUAUACCCAGUCUUAAUCCUAUGCAAAAAAACGAAGUAAUUUUUUCCUAAGAGGAAAAUAAUCAUGGGCUGAAUCAUGCUAUUUAGCGUUUGUGUGCAGAUUUCAUAUGUCUCCUUUAUUAAGAAUAUUUAAAACCAUGUUUAAAUAAGAUUAUAUUCAUGCUAACAUAUAUUUUUCAAAGCAUAUAUGGAAAUUUAGCCCAGAUUGUCUACAUGUAGAGAUUUUUAUUUAAAUUUUAAAAUAUUUUAAAGUAUGAAGAAAUUAUAUUUAUAGGUAUUUAUCGGAGAUAAUUAUUUUGUGCUACAUACAGGAUUGGCUAGUGAGCUCCAGUAUUAAACUACCUGAUUAAUUUCUUAUAAAUUAGCCUAAUCUUGACUUGAUUAAGGAAUUUUACUUUCAAAAUUAAUUUGAUAAUAGUAAUUUAAGGUAUAUUCAUACUCACAAAUUAUGAAAAUUAUUUGUGUAAAAGGGCUUCAAGAAUAUAUCAUAUCCGAUUUUUGUAUUGUUUAUCUUAUGUAAUAUAAAAUUUUAAUUGUUUUUAAUUGCCUUUUGCCAUUAAACUGUUUCAUAAUAAAUUCUGUACGAAGAGUUUUGCCCCCAAAUAGAGGUUUAUUUGUGAAAUGUCAGGUUUCUUAUGUGAUAUUUUAAAUAAAGGACCCAUAAAUGUAACUCAUAACUAUUUCUUUAGGAAUACUUUAAACAUUGAACCUGCGUCAGUCUAUAGAAUCUCUGUUUUGAAAUAAGUAUUCAAACAGCCUAAAAUUUGGUGUUGAAAUUAUUUUGUCAAUUCCUGACUUAAAGUAUUGCUACACAUAGUAUAACAUGCCUCAGUCGUGUUAAGAUUUCUACUUGUGAUGUGUUGUCAUGAAAAGGAGAUAGAUGCUCUACCCUCAGUUGUUCAGAAGUCAGUAAAAUGGAUUAUGGUAAAUAUUCAGUAUAUGUAAUUGCUCUAAAUGAACCUGUACUGAUUUUAGUGGAAACACAGUCUGUUCUUACCUUUGAACAGUGAAUUUUACAGGAAUGAAUGGGUUCUUCAGGUUUUUUAAUGCAAGAAAAUUAUAAAGUGCUAAUAUUCAGAGAUUCUGUCCAAAACAAUAUUUAGUUCAGCCUAACACACAUACAUUCUGAGAUUUUUUUUAAUUUUCCAAAUCCCCUUGGCCUUCCAUCAUGCAGUCAUCCAAAAUUAGGGCAGGCUAUACAUACAGGAUUCUCCCAGUGGCUGGAUAGGCUAAAUUAAAUCACCAAAACAGGUGCUUUUGUAUGAUUUUCAAGUUGCCAGCUUCAAGGAAGUAUCCUCUUAAGAUUUUCCUUGAAGGUCCUUCAUAGCUUUGCAGGUAUCCAGCCUGCACAGGAACUGGAAGUUGUCUCCCAAUGUCUGGUUACCCUACUUCUUUAAAAGCUGCUGCCCAUCACAUUACUCAACUGCCCUUGCAGUUAGGUGUCCCAGUGGGACUGAGGGCCAGUGAGAUGUAGGGGGACGUAUGGGUAACUUCUUAGAAGUCUCUUCAAAGAAAAGCAGCAUGUGUUCUUUAUCUCAUUCCUCCAUCUUGCCGCCGGAAUUGUGGAUACAACAGGAGGCCUGGCAAAUGUCCCAGACGACCAAGGCCACACCCUAAGGAAUGCCAGUUAGAAACUAGAAAGAUCUUGACCCCUUCACUAUUCGACUCCCUUUUCCUAUAUUUGACCCACUGUAUAUUUGGGUUUCUUUAUAUGAAGUCAAAACAAAUCCAUUCUGGCCUUCAGUUCUUUGUUGUGAUACUGUUUAACACUGUUUGAAAUGAACUAGAUUGCAGUAAAUCUUACCUUUAAAAGUUUUUAAAGGAUAAUGUGCAAUUCACAUUAGAAUUUAUUUUCCACUGUUAAUUAUACUCAUUUUCUUGCCUUGAUCUUUCCUUAGAUAUUUUGUACCUGCUUGGAAAAAUACCAUCUUCUUUAUGACUGUGUAAUGGGUAUUUGCUAAAACUCUGUAAUCUCCAAAAUAUUGCUAUCAAAUUACAUGCCAUGUUUUUAUAUCAUUCUCAUAGAUAUGCCUUAUGAACAUCUAAAUAAAAAGUAUUAUUUAAUGUGU
Molecule: messenger RNA, 7133 nt
Organism: Zalophus californianus (California sea lion)
Lineage: Eukaryota; Metazoa; Chordata; Mammalia; Carnivora; Otariidae
Gene: STEAP2
Product: STEAP2 metalloreductase
Exons: 5
Coding region: 562-2034 (490 amino acids)
Biological process (GO): copper ion import
Cellular component (GO): endosome; plasma membrane
Molecular function (GO): ferric-chelate reductase (NADPH) activity; cupric reductase (NADH) activity
Source: RefSeq, a predicted model, not a curated record